UCCUGCACCGCGGCUGCGUCCCUACUUUCCCUGGCCGAGCCGGCCGAGGAGCGCGGGGUGGGCACGGGAGGACGCGCGGCGCUGCGCAGCCGACCACCUGACGGGUGACCAUGUCGGACAUCGGGGACUGGUUCAGGAGCAUCCCGGCCAUCACGCGCUACUGGUUUGCUGCCACCGUCGCGGUCCCUUUGAUCGGCAAGCUCGGUAUUAUCAGCCCGGCCUACUUCUUCCUCUGGCCCGAAGCCUUCCUCUAUCGCUUCCAGAUAUGGAGGCCAUUCACUGCCACCUUUUAUUUCCCCGUGGGUCCAGGAACUGGAUUUCUUUAUUUGGUCAAUUUAUAUUUCUUAUAUCAGUAUUCUACACGGCUUGAAGCAGGAGCUUUUGAUGGGAGGCCAGCAGACUAUUUAUUCAUGCUUCUCUUUAACUGGAUUUGCAUCGUGAUUACUGGUUUAGCAAUGGAUAUGCAGUUGCUGAUGAUUCCUCUGAUCAUGUCAGUACUUUAUGUCUGGGCCCAGCUGAACAGAGACCUGAUUGUAUCAUUUUGGUUUGGAACACGAUUUAAGGCCUGUUACUUACCUUGGGUUAUCCUUGGAUUCAACUAUAUCAUUGGAGGCUCGGUGAUCAAUGAGCUCAUUGGAAACCUUGUUGGACAUCUUUAUUUCUUCCUGAUGUUCAGAUACCCAAUGGACUUGGGAGGAAGGAAUUUUCUGUCUACGCCUCAGUUUUUGUACCGCUGGCUACCCAGCAGGAGAGGAGGGGUGUCAGGCUUUGGUGUGCCCCCAGCCAGCAUGAGGCGAGCUGCUGACCAGAAUGGCGGAGGCGGGAGACACAACUGGGGCCAGGGCUUCCGACUUGGAGACCAGUGAGGAGCAGCCCUGGCCUACUCACCAGCCAUGCUAAGCAGAUGACAGUUUCCUCCCAGUGCUGGGCACGCUUAAUGGCCAAGUUCUUGCUGCCGUUCUUGGACCUGACCCACGCUGAAUGUAGUCUUUCCGUACAAGACGACAUUUUUAAAUCCUGAAGGAAAAUACAAGUGUUCUUCAAGUUUCAUGAUGUUCAUUCAAGUCCUUACUGCUCUGAAGAACAAAUAUCAGCUGUGCAGAUUUCAAAACCAACUCCUUUUCUGGUGUCUUCUUCCUCCCUUUCCAUCUGAAUAAUGGGCUGGGCAAGUGGGGUUGGUUAGCCAAGCCCUGUGAAAGGAUCCCUUCCUCUUUCUCACACACAUGUCCCCAGAGUUGCAGCUAGAGUUGUCCACAAAAUGGUUUUGCCUUUGACAAACUCUGAUUUAUUGACUUUUGCCAAAGCUUGGUCACAGAGAGCUUGUUGCCACCUCGUUCUCGGCUGUUACUGGCAGGACUGUGACAGUAGGGAGAAGAGUGGAGCAGCGGCUGAAGGGCUUUCUCAGCUGUGGGGACUGGAGCAGCCUGACAGCAGUGCAGCCACUGGCCGCCGCUGCCACCGCCGCCGCCGCCGCCGCCUCAGUUAUUUAUAUACAGAAGCACCACUGAGUCAGUGAGGGCCCAGACUGGGAGUGGUGACGUUUAGGAGUUGUUGCUAGGCACUUUUCUCUCCCUAAGCCAAGUGAUCAAAACCAUAGUGGAGUGCUUCUAACAUAGAGAAUGGGUUUAAACAUGCUGUCUGUGUUUCUUCAUGGGGUGUACUAGCUUUGUGUACCCUGAGCAGUUGUGCUGUGCUGUGUUGUGUUAGGAGCUUCCAGAUCACACUGGCCAGACAUGUCCUGGAGGCAAACUUCGGGGCACCGAUUCCGUUUCCUCCUCAUUGUGGGUGGGCGUUGAUUGAGUCAGUGGAGGAGAGAGCUUCAGACUCUUUAAAUUUUUCUUUCAUUGUUUUCUGUCCCUUAACUUUUUGGUCAAGUGUUUUGGUUCCUGGUGAGGGAAGUACAGCUCUUUGGAUGUGUGUCAGUCAGUCUUUAAGGCUAACAGAAGCAGACCUGAGUAAGGCACACAUAAUUAGAGGUUCCAAUAGCUUUAGAAUUAUUCAUCUUUAUUAUCUUGGGUCAUGCAUGUAUACACUUUGUGAAUCAGACCUACUCCCUUUUUAUAGGUGGGCUUUUGCCAGCCGAGCUCGGCUCAUCACUAAAUAAAGUUUUCUGAAGGCUACAGUGCUUUAUAUAGUUACUUUAUGUUUUGAUUCUGAAACCAGACUGCUGGGAGCAGUGUGGUGUGGCCGCUGUACUUUGAAUGUUGUCACAGGUUUCCAGUACUUUGGUUCCUUUCAGGAAAUGUGCCCUAACAGUAUGACUUGUCUUUCUCUGCUCAACUGUGAUGUGUGUUGUAUUAGGAAGUGGGAGUCUGAAAGUUUGUGUACCUCUCCAUAUUUAAUGUAUAUGAUAAACUAUUGGGUGGAGAGAGGCUGACCCUAAACUCUGGUUCUCCUGCUGACCUGAGGCUGUGAUAAAAGGUGUUUUUGUAAAAUUCCAGAGGCCACUCUUCCUAUGGCAUUGCACAUGCGCUCCCUGGGCAAGGUGGAGGCUCGAACGCGAAAAGAACUCUGCCAGGGAGAGAGCAAGAGACUCUAUACUCUCCCACCAGGCUGGUUCCUGAGAGCGCUUUUUCUAAGGGUCUGCAAGUAUGUAGAACUUCUGUUCAAGGCGCAAUGUUCACUAAAUUGUUUCUCUUGAACAUGGUUAGGAAGCUGAUAAUUUUAUUAUCUUGCCUGGAUUACCAGUCCUUCCGGGAUAGUUUUACCAAAGCAAGCUGUUUCAGUUUUGACUUCACAAGGUAAGACAUCACAGUGGGUUCUCUUUAUGAAUGUGAAAAAACCUUAUUUUGUACAGACAGCUUUCCUUUUUGUAACUAAUCCUUUUUACUGGUAAAUAUUGUAAAUUAAAAUGUGCAACUUGAAGGCUGUCUAUGUUAAGUUUCCAUACCUCUGCUGUGCUGUGUUAUACAAUGUAACUUAUGUUAUUGUCUUCACUGGAUCAGUUUUCUGUGAUCUCCAGUAGUUUUUGAUUAGCAGGACACAGCAAGCCUUUUUGUAUAUGGUUGUUCAUAUAUUAGAGAAUGUUGGAACUCCUGGAAGAAUUAGUGCUGAGUUUUCCUUUGUGUGUGUGUGUGUGUGUGUGUGUGUGUGUGUGUAUGUGUAUGAGAGAGAGAAAGUGAGAGUGUGAGUGUGUAUAUGAGAGAAAGUGUGUAUGUGUGUGCAAGUGUGUAUAUAUGUGUGAGAGUAUGAGUAUGUGUGAAUGUGUAAGAAAGGGUAUGUGUGAAUUUGUGAGAAAAAGUGAAUGUAUGUGAGAGUGAUUUGUGUGUGUGUGUGUGUGUGUGUUAUGUAUGUAUUGAUUGGGUCUUGGUAUGUAGCCCAGUCUGUCUGUCUAAACUUGGAAUACUCCUGCCUCAGCCUCCCAAGUUCUGGGAUUAGGCAUAUACCACCACCUCUAGCUUGGGUUUUUGUUUAAUGAAGCAGGGUGCUUCAAGUUUGAGGCUUUCACCCAUGGACGUGAGUGUUGUAGUUCUGGAAUUAUAUAAACCUUCCUUAUGGAAGAGCCCCAGACUAGAACACACAUGCUUGUUUUUUUAUCUUAAAGGUGAACAGUUUGAGUAUGGCUUCCUGGCCUUGCAGUGCAUUUAUUCCAAGAUAGCAACAUGAAGAAGCCGAGCCAUGCACCUCCUUUCUCGCAAUAGACAGAUAUGGAGCAAGAAGAAGAACGGUCCUGUUGAUUUGUAACAACAGGACGUUGCCAGUCUCGCGAUGUUCUGAGCCCCCUUUGGAAUGGACCAAUGGCAGGCGAUGUUGCAGUUGCCGGCAUCUUCCUUGCCGUGGUGUGAGGUCCUUGCCAUUGUACAUUUGCAGUGGUGGCAAUACUGGAUAAUGAAACUUGCUAACCCGUGGGAAAAGGCACACAUCCUUCUGGACUUCUCACUGGCAGUAUCUUGGAAGCCUGGCCUGGGCAAGCGUGAUUGUUGGCAGUUGAUUUGUUUGCUUUCCUGAGUGACUCUGGGUUGGGAUUGGGUGAUGCUGUGUCCUGUGGUUCCUUGGGUGUGUGGUUUAAGCCCAGGGCUCUUGCCCAGGUGUUUUCCUUCUUCCACAUGGUUCUGUUCUCUCCCAUCUGUCCUGACAUGCUAAUGUCUGCAUUCAGGUGUAUCCAUUAUGAAUAUUUUAGGACUCCAUGGCUUUUUUUUCUGACAUGAAACUCAUUUGGGAUUGGGGGUAGGGAGUAAUUAUCUUGUGUCAUUCUCUUCCUACAUAUUUUUAAAGUUCCUGGUGAUUCUGAUACUCAGUUGGCUUUGGGAACCAAUGUUUAAACCAACGUUUUUCUUUCAUUAAAUGUGUUCUUUUGAUAAUUUCA
This is a messenger RNA of Peromyscus californicus insignis, 4306 nucleotides long. It is a transcript of the gene Derl1, whose product is annotated as derlin 1. Bases 111 to 866 code for a protein of 251 amino acids. Gene Ontology annotation, biological process: endoplasmic reticulum unfolded protein response. Gene Ontology annotation, cellular component: endoplasmic reticulum membrane; Hrd1p ubiquitin ligase ERAD-L complex. Gene Ontology annotation, molecular function: misfolded protein binding; ubiquitin-specific protease binding. The transcript has 8 exons. The record is from RefSeq and is a predicted model, not a curated record. NCBI's taxonomy places the organism in Eukaryota, Metazoa, Chordata, Mammalia, Rodentia, Cricetidae.